AGUGCUCAAAUCCAUAAGAAGCACGUGGGAUGAAAUUCAUAGUGCAUUUCCUGUGAGUUCGAAGCCUCCAUUGUACAGUGGCUUUUGUCUUGCACGUUUGCAAGAUGACUCGCUGCAAAGGAAAGCCUCAGAAAUCAAGUCUGAAGCUGGGCGCUGGCAUUGGCAAGGAUGUGAAGGGUGCAACAGAGCGAGCGCCAGCAGUAACAAUAGAUGUCAAAUCAGCAGCAGCCAUGCCUGAGUUCAAUGCGGCAGACCCUUUGGCACAUGUUGCCGGCAAGAGGGUGGCGACAACUACUGGCAUGAAAACAGCUUUUGCAGCAGAGUCGUCUUUGAACAUUGCCCGGCGAAUACGGAAUGCGUCUGUUCCUUGUGGAUGUGUCAUAGAAGAUGAUGCUGCUGUGGCUGAAGACCUGUCAACAGCCGCCAUGGAUUUGUCGUCCAGCAGCAGGCGACUGAUGCCUCGCCGGCCAGCAUGGUCGUAUGAGAUCAGCAGUGGUCGAUUACACCAUCGCGAGGCACAAAGCUUCAAGAAAUGGCUGGACGAGGUACAGGAGCUCAUCCAGCAAAGAGGUGGUUACCCGCCCGCCUUUGAGACAAAUUUGCAAGUGUGGCGGCAGCUUUGGCGAGUUCUAGAAAGAUGUCACGUUGCAGUGGUGGUUUUAGAUGCGCGACAUCCUUUGCUUCAUCUUCCACCUGCGCUCAUCUAUCAUGUUAGACGAACUCUUCAGAAGCCUCUUGUUGUGGUGCUGAACAAGCUGGAUGCAGUAGAUCCUAUGAAUGCUGAACGAUGGGCUGAGGCACUUUCCUUGGUUCCUGGGAUUUCUGCGAUCAUUGGCUAUUCGAAGGAAGAAUUGACAGCUGAAUUUCGAUCACUCAGAAUAGGGAAAAAGGCGCUGAUCCACAUUUGCCACAAGGUUCAUUCCGAAUCUAUGGCAGCAUCAAAGGCUGCAGAAUCUUCAAAUUCAAAAGUAGAAGGGUCUGACAGGGCAGAGACUGUUGAGGAUAAGCCGGUGGCAUUUGACUUCGUGGAAUCUCCAGAAUUCGUUGGAUCAAAGUCCGGCUACUACUUUGGCACUGGCAACAAAGGCACGGGAUACUAUUCCGAUGCGCAGGCUCCAAAGAAGUGCGCCAAAGCUGCCACAAGAGACCUUCGAGACGCAGUCGCACAGAGCACUGGAGAAGAGCUUUCCGUUCCAGCCGGAUGUGUUUGUGGCCGCACAGGAUGUGUCACUGUGUCUGUGUGAAUAUGAGUGAUGGCUGUGCCCUUCCAAGGCAUCAUGCUUGGCUUAGUGGGCCAUCCAAAUGUCGGCAAGUCAUCGAUGGUCAACCACUUGAUGGGUGGAAAGGUCGUGAGUGUCAAAGCCACACCUGGCCACACCAAAAUCUUGCAGACCAUCAAGCUGGAUGACAAAACAUGCCUGUGCGGCUCACUUGCAUCAGAGGGCUGAGCAAUGUGCUCCUCCAAGG
Messenger RNA from Effrenium voratum, 1467 nucleotides. The record is from the annotation of a GenBank genome assembly. Lineage: Eukaryota; Dinophyceae; Suessiales; Symbiodiniaceae.